GGACCGCUAUAUCUGGGGGCUGGCGUGCGGGGCCGGCGGGCGGGCCACCAUGGCGCAGUGCUCAGGGAAGAUCACUCUCUACGAGGGCACACACUUCACGGGGCGGAAGCUGGAGGUCUUCGGGGACUGCGACAACUUCCAGGACCGAGGCCUCCCAAACCGCGUGAACUCCAUCCGCGUGGAGAGCGGAGCCUGGGUGUGCUUCGACCACCCCGACUUCCGCGGCCAGCAGUUCGUCCUGGAGCGCGGCGAGUACCCCGACUUCUUCCGCUGGAACGGCCACAACGACCACGUGGGCUCCUGCCGGCCGGUGGGCAUGCACGGGGAGCACUUCCGCCUGGAAAUCUUCGAGGGCUGCAACUUCACGGGCCAGUGCCUGGAGCUGCGCGACGACUGCCCCUUCCUUCCCAGUCGGGGCUGGGCCCAGACCUGCGUCAACGCCAUCAAGGUGUACGGGGACGGAGCCUGGGUCCUGCACGAGGAGCCCAACUACCGCGGCCGCAUGUACCUGGUGGAAAGAGGCGACUUCCGCAGCUUCUCCGACUGGGGGGCCCACAGCGCUCGAGUCCAGUCCCUCCGCAGGGUCGUCAACUUCUUCUAGCCCGGCCCGCGGUCCGGCCAGGCCCAGGGGGGCCCCCGGGGCAGGGGCUGUCCCUUCUGCCCCCCUGCGGGACGAGGGGCCACGGGGAAUAAAAGUCAUAA
Phyllostomus hastatus (greater spear-nosed bat) is the source of this 702-nucleotide messenger RNA. It is a transcript of the gene CRYGN, whose product is annotated as crystallin gamma N. Bases 50 to 601 code for a protein of 183 amino acids. Lineage: Eukaryota; Metazoa; Chordata; Mammalia; Chiroptera; Phyllostomidae. Gene Ontology annotation, biological process: lens development in camera-type eye; visual perception. The transcript has 4 exons. The record is from RefSeq and is a predicted model, not a curated record. Gene Ontology annotation, molecular function: structural constituent of eye lens.